UUAUGGGCAUCUUGGCUCGGCCUGCCCAAGGACGUGCCCUCUCCUCCUUGCCUCUCCACGCAGAGAGACUUGCGCACACCCAGCAGCCACUGUGGACUCCCCAAGGCCAUGUCUUCACGGAGCUCUUCGUCCACUUUUCGCUCCGAGCACAUCAGCACCUACACGCCGAGCAAGCAUCGCUUCGAGCCUCUGCUGGACCCGCCACACGGGAUCUUUGGGGCAGGGAGAACUCAGGAGCCCUAUGGGUAUUCAGGCUCCCCUCCGUCGGUCCAUUCCUCCGCCUUGGGCAGCAGCAACAUAGUGGCCAGUGGGAACAAAUACCAGGUCAUCACGGAUCUCAGCCAGUUUGAACCUCAAGAUAUUGUGGUGACUUCCUACAACCACUGCAUUGUUAUCCAAGCUGAGAAGAUGGCCGAUGAUGGCAUCGUCUCCAAUACCUUCACCCACAAGUGCCAGCUUCCAACAGACAUGGAUCCUCUGUCCGUCAGUUGCUCCCUGAACGAUGCUGGCAAGUUGAUCAUCACGGCUAGGAGGCAACAGCUGUCCCCCUCCCCUCUGUAUCGCACGGAGGUGAAACUCUAAGUGUACCCCACUCACCGCAAAAAGCACAUCAGCCCACUCCCUAAAGCUCCCCAUAUCUAUGAUUGAUUCUUGGUUUGAUUGGUGGGCAUCCUUUCUCCGUGCCAUGCCAUACUGUAGCGCCACGUGGCAUUCGGCAUGCAUUCCUUCAACCUUAGAUCCCAUGUUCAUUGGAUAGAAAGAAAACCCUAGGGUAGUUCUUGACUUACGACCGCAGUUUGGACGGCAGCUUCCAUCCCUGAGCAAUGAAUUCGUUGAGUUGUUCCUGAUUCUACGACCAUUUUUUUUUUUUUGCUAUGGUUGGUAAACCAAUCGCUGCAAUUGUUAAGUGAAUCACAUGGUUGUUAAAUGAAUCAGGCUUCCCCCAUUGACACUGAUUGACAGAAGCUCCUGGGGAAGGUCCCAAAGGAUGAUCCCUUGACCCUGGGACACUGCAACUGUCAUAAAUAGAAGCCAGUUGCCAAGUGCCCCAAUUCUGAUUCCCAUCAGCAUAGGGACACCGGGACCGUCAUAAGUGUGAGGACUGGUUGUAAAGUCACUUUUUAAACUCUGUUGUAACUUCGGUGGUUAAACAUUUGAGGACUACAGUAUGUGCAGCGAGAGAGAGACAAAAACAACAACAACAACCGGGUGGCUAUGAAAUGGCCGUGAUCUUCCAUUGCUGGGAUAUGCAAAGCAACAGCUUCUACGAAAAUUUUUUUCAUGAGGUCUAGAUCAGUGGUUCUCAACCUUUUUAAUGCCGCGACCCCCAACCGGUCGUAAGUCGAGGACUACUCAACCGGUUGUAAGUCAAGGACUACUCAACUGGUGCAGCACCGUUUG
Molecule: messenger RNA, 1401 nt
Organism: Crotalus tigris (Tiger rattlesnake)
Lineage: Eukaryota; Metazoa; Chordata; Lepidosauria; Squamata; Viperidae
Product: heat shock protein beta-7-like
Exons: 3
Coding region: 109-582 (157 amino acids)
Source: RefSeq, a predicted model, not a curated record